AUGUCUGCUGUGGACGUGUCCAAUGUCGAGCUAGUAGUUGCCGCAGCCACUGCACAGAGCACAGCCCAGCCACUGCCAGCAGCAGAAGGCACUAUGGAGGUAGACAGCACAGCUAGCAGCUCAGCAGCCGCAGCGCCAUUGCAGGCUGAAACACCCAGUGCACCACGCGGAGCGGCGCCCGACCGACACGUGUCGCCGCGGUUCAAAUGCGUGUACCCGCCCAGCGAGAAGACGCAGAGCCUGAUAGUUGAGCACUUUGGAUUCCUACCAGUCUCGUUCAUCGACGAGAUAAUCAACGCAGCGAACGAGACGAUAUACCGGGCAACCGAUGCGCUGUGCAAGUUUGUGGAGACCGAGCAGGGCAGCGGCGAGGCAACCAGCCAGGCGAUCAACAAAGCCGAGACGAUGCUGGAGCACGCGGUCGACAAGAACUUUGACAAGUUCGAGCUCUACGCGCUGCGCAACCUGUUCAAUAUCCCAGCCGGCCUUGAGCACCACGUUGUGCUACCGCACCACACACAGGAUACGCCCGACGAGUACACAGACGAAGCGCUGCUGGACAAGGAGCUGGGGGACGUGCGGCGACAGAUUGUGGCCAACAAUAUGAUGCGGGCAAGGCUGGCGCGCGAUACGGCGCUGGUCGAGAAGCGGGUGGUCAAGCUGAGAUCGCUUAACGAGCAGAUCCAUAUUGGCGAGAUUGCGAACCGAGAGCUGAAGGGCGAGGGUCCAGAGAGCGUGGCUGCGGUGCGCGAGAAGGUUGACCAGCUCAGACAGAUCCUCGAGCAGCUGGAUCUGGAUGUGCUGAGCAAGAUGGACGCCAUCAAUGAGCCAGCCGGUCGCGAUGUGUACCUAGCAAAGCUUACAGACAUGCAGGUCUCGCGCUGGGAGCAGGGGCAGCAGGAGCAGGAGGCGUAGAAGAGAGUAUCAAUAAACGGUGAAAUUUGAGUGCAGGUGUUUGAUGCCGUGGCUGGCUGACCUGAGCAAGCGAAGCGUGUUGAUGUUUUUUCUUUCUAUUUGAAACACACCUUGACUUUGGCACCAACAGUGUUCAUUCCUGCUUCAGCACAAUUUCAGCACAGUCUUUCGCGAUAUGGAGCAAAUCCGCUACGUAAAGAUACCGACAGUAGAGACACGCACCGAGCCUGACACGCAUGUCGAGUACGCAUUGCAGGUGCAAGGCCCGGUGCGCUCGUGGACAGU
This is a messenger RNA of Linderina pennispora, 1200 nucleotides long. RefSeq names its product Mis12-domain-containing protein. Gene Ontology annotation, cellular component: chromosome, centromeric region; nucleus. The coding region runs from base 1 to 915 and encodes 304 amino acids. NCBI's taxonomy places the organism in Eukaryota, Fungi, Kickxellomycota, Kickxellomycetes, Kickxellales, Kickxellaceae. The record is from RefSeq and is a predicted model, not a curated record. The transcript has a single exon. Gene Ontology annotation, biological process: mitotic cell cycle; mitotic sister chromatid segregation; protein localization to kinetochore.